Molecule: messenger RNA, 965 nt
Organism: Dimorphilus gyrociliatus
Lineage: Eukaryota; Metazoa; Annelida; Polychaeta; Dinophilidae
Source: the annotation of a GenBank genome assembly
AUUCCCUCUUGUAAUCACGUGAUCACGACGCCAUAUUUUUUUAAAUUUCACACUGGAUAACUCAAAAAAUGGAUUGCGAUAGCCCAAAUGAGUAUAGAGAACCACAGACCCCCCUGACAAUAACUUUUAAAAUUCCAGAAUUUGCGUUGAAUGAUUUGUGUAGCCGUUUUAUAAUCAAUAUUCCAGAAGGGGAAGAGAAAGAGAAUCCUAUUCGUAUUUUCUUUCAAAUAGAGCUUGCUCAUUGGCAUUAUUUGGAUUUUUUUUGUGAAAAAUACACACAAAUACAACCAGUUGGAAUAAGGGAAUUUUCUCAUCAGAUAUUCCUUCACUGCCCAAUGCUAAAAGAGAAAUCUAAUCAAGUAGAUUAUAUAUUAGAGCAAUGGAGGAACUACAAGAUGCAAGUACCCACAUUUGGUGCCAUUUUAUUGGAUCAUUCACUGCAGCAUGUUUUGCUAGUACAAGGUUUUUGGACUAAAGCUACCUGGGGUUUUCCUAAAGGCAAAGUAAAUCAAGACGAGGAACCAAUUGCUUGCGCUGUUAGAGAAGUUUAUGAAGAGACCGGAUAUAAUAUUUAUACCAAGAUCCGACCAAAAGAAUACAUCGAGGCUAAUGUAAGGGGACAGACCGUUCGAUUAUAUGUAAUAAAAGAUGUUUCAAUGAAAACAAAAUUUCAACCUCAAACGAGAAGAGAGAUUAAAAAUGUUAGAUGGUUUCGUCUUGAUCAACUUCCAGUUACAAGAAAAGAUACAAAUUGUAAAACACAAAUUGACCUCACUCCUAACUCUUUUUUCACGGCCAUACCUUUUAUAAAACACAUUAGAAAAUGGAUUCAAUGUUUUCUUCAGAACAAUAGAGUUCCAGAACCAAUUACAGUACGACAAAAAACAUCUCCGACCUCUAAUGAUUUUACACCAGACUCUUGGAAAAAUUUUAGUGUUGAUAUUGAUUAUAUUUUUGGAUUUUAA